AUGCCUCUCCGCCCUCACAUCGGUCUCGGUUUCCCAUCUCACGCUUACCAAAAACGUCAUGUAGAACCUCACGACCGCUCUACAGGAUACCAGCCCAAGGUCCGCAUCACAGAUCGGUACCGCAUUAUUGGAUUCAUCAGCUCCGGUACCUACGGACGUGUUUACAAGGCUGUCGGUCGCAAUGGAAAGCCCGUCGGCGAGUUUGCCAUCAAAAAGUUCAAGCCUGAUAAGGAAGGCGAGCAGAUUAGCUACACGGGCAUCUCGCAGAGUGCUGUCCGUGAGAUGAGUUUGUGCAGCGAGCUUCACCACCACAAUGUCAUCCGUCUUUGUGAGAUCAUGCUCGAGGAUAAGUGCAUCUUUAUGGUAUUUGAGUAUGCAGAGCAUGAUUUGCUUCAGAUUAUUCAUCACCAUACUCAACAACCUCGGCAUCCGAUCCCUCCAGCAACGAUAAAGAGCAUCAUGUUUCAACUUCUCAAUGGCUGCCAAUAUCUUCACACCAACUGGGUUCUGCACCGUGAUCUCAAGCCCGCCAACAUUAUGGUUACUUCAUCAGGUGAAGUCAAGAUUGGUGAUUUGGGUCUCGCGCGCCGUUUCGACAAGCCUCUUCAUUCGCUGUUCAGUGGAGACAAGGUGGUCGUCACAAUAUGGUAUCGUGCACCAGAACUCAUCCUUGGAUCUUACCACUACACCCCGGCCAUCGACAUGUGGGCUAUUGGCUGCAUCUUUGCAGAACUUCUAUCUCUGCGACCCAUAUUUAAGGGCGAGGAGGCCAAGAUGGACAGUAAAAAGACGGUACCUUUCCAACGCAACCAGAUGCAAAAGAUAAUAGAGAUCAUGGGCGUGCCCACAAAGGACAAAUGGCCCCUUCUCCCGACCAUGCCUGAAUACAAUCAACUCAACACCCUCGCCAACACGAUGGCCUCGUCUCAUCACGGCCACCACGGUCAUCAUCACCCUCAUCAUCACGGCCACUACGGUUCCCGCAACCCUCCUCCGCCUCCACCCGGCGGCUCAAACCUUGAAAAGUGGUAUUUCAGCACCAUCAACCACACCAGCACCCCCGGAGGAGCUCCACCGCUUGCCUCCCUUGGUCAAGAGGGCUACAAGCUACUGGCCGGCCUUCUCGAGUACGAUCCCUCAAAGCGUCUUACUGCCGCUCAAGCUCUUCAAUCGCCAUUUUUCUCCACUGGUGAUCGUGUUAGUGCGAAUUGCUUUGAAGGUUGCAAGAACGAGUACCCUUGUCGACGCGUCAGUCAAGACGACAAUGAUAUCAGGACCAGCAGUUUACCUGGAACGAAGCGCAGCGGGUUACCUGAUGACUCGCUCAUGCGGCCAGCCAAAAGGUUGAAGGAGUAG
Molecule: messenger RNA, 1356 nt
Organism: Fusarium venenatum
Lineage: Eukaryota; Fungi; Ascomycota; Sordariomycetes; Hypocreales; Nectriaceae
Product: kinase-like domain-containing protein
Biological process (GO): protein phosphorylation
Cellular component (GO): mediator complex; nucleus
Molecular function (GO): ATP binding; cyclin-dependent protein serine/threonine kinase activity
Source: RefSeq, a predicted model, not a curated record